AUGGUUUUUGUGCAGUUUUUUGCUGCAGUUUCAGUGCAGUUUUUUGCUGCAGGUUUGGUACAGUUCUUGGUGUUGUUUUGCUGCAGGUUUGGUGCAGUUUUUGGUGUUGUUGCUGUUUUUGGUGCAAUUUUGGUAACAAGGUACCAGAUAUUCGCUCAGCCAGGGGCGAUGCGGAAAACAGCUACGACAUUAACAAACCGGAAACAUGGUUUACUUGAGUACCUCAUUUUGAGGGAUUCCAUAUCUUGCCCGCAGAUCGAUAGUUAUCUUCAUUCACAUGAAGGAUAUUUGCAGAUAAGCUUCGAAGAAGCAUGGCGAAAACAAUUGUGCAGUUACAAUAAGGAAUUCUCUGAUGAGAAUAUAAAGAGGGUUCAGAUUGCCCACAAUGUGGCGGAUGCUGUCAACUAUCUCCACAACUUCUCCCAGCCUCCCUGCAUCCACAACAACUUGAAGACCAGCAACAUCCUCUUGGAUGCCAACUUGAGGGCCAAGGUUUCCAAUUUUACCUCGGCUGUUGGACACUUUGACAAGAACCAGCCAAGAACAGGAUCCAGACUCGAAAGACACUCGCAGUGGGCACUCUUGGGCACUCAUGGCUAUAUGGCCCCAGAGUCCAUCCAGAACGGAGUCAAUACUCCCAAACUAGAUGCCUUUGCUGUCGGGGUUGUCUUGUUGGACCUAUUAUCUGGAAGAAGCCGCGGCCGCUGCUGCUGCCGAUGA
Messenger RNA from Malus domestica (apple), 720 nucleotides. The record is from RefSeq and is a predicted model, not a curated record. NCBI's taxonomy places the organism in Eukaryota, Viridiplantae, Streptophyta, Magnoliopsida, Rosales, Rosaceae.